AUAAUGGUUUAGGAUAAAAGAGAGAAUACGGGACUGUCUGACACACUUCGUGUACGGUGGAAAUCAUGUUUGUUAUUACUGCUAUCCUCGUCUUGUUCAUGGCCGCCCUUACAUCUCAGGCCUUCAUAUUUAAUGAUCGUACCGCAUACGAUGGUUGCAAGCUAGAUGCACACCAAAGCACCAAUUGUAAAAGGUAUUACGACUGUGGUGAUAAUGGAGGCAAAUUACUGUUUCGUCACUGCGAUUCUGAAUCCCCGAAGAAUUGCGGAGUAACGCUAGAGACGGACGGUUGCUGCACGUUUUGCCCAUGCAGGGAUGGCGAUGGAAAAAAAAAAGAUGAGGGUGACGAGUUCUUGGUCGGCAAUAUAAAUCCUCAUGUGAAGAAUUGCAGGUGCAUUAGGGACCAGGAUGGCGUACUAGUUGCACGAUGCAAGAACGCCCUCAUUCUGCCACUUAAAAAGCCUACCGAGGAACCAGAUUUUGGAAUUCCGAUUGGCAAGCGUCGACGAUAAGAAACAGCGCGCACUGUAGUAAAGAGGCACCGUUCACAUGAUUGCUCAACAGCGCUGGACGGUUGUAUACCUCCAUCCAGCAUAUCGUCGUGUUUAGCUCUUUUUAAACCGCAAUAAACAUAUAUAAAAUUCCUA
This is a messenger RNA of Nematostella vectensis (starlet sea anemone), 647 nucleotides long. RefSeq lists its product as uncharacterized. The coding region runs from base 66 to 512 and encodes 148 amino acids. The record is from RefSeq and is a predicted model, not a curated record. The transcript has 6 exons. NCBI's taxonomy places the organism in Eukaryota, Metazoa, Cnidaria, Anthozoa, Actiniaria, Edwardsiidae.